Molecule: messenger RNA, 2040 nt
Organism: Penicillium taxi
Lineage: Eukaryota; Fungi; Ascomycota; Eurotiomycetes; Eurotiales; Aspergillaceae
Exons: 3
Coding region: 1-2040 (679 amino acids)
Biological process (GO): positive regulation of transcription by RNA polymerase II
Cellular component (GO): nucleus
Molecular function (GO): DNA-binding transcription factor activity, RNA polymerase II-specific; sequence-specific DNA binding; zinc ion binding
Source: RefSeq, a predicted model, not a curated record
AUGGAAUCCAAAACGAGGCUGCAAAAGGCCUGUGAUGCCUGCAGUCUUCGCAAAGUGAAGUGCGACACUAGUGGCCCGCCAUGUCGGUCGUGUGCUAGCUUGGAUAUCCCAUGUACGUAUGAAAGACCAAGCAGGCGUCGCGGACCACCAAACCGCCAUGCCGAGGCACUGAAGAGGCAGAAGCUCGAGGCUCCUGAUGCUUCACCAGCUAGUCUGCCUGAUUAUCCUGCUGCAAGCACUCCGCAAGCUCCAAUUGUAACCAACGUCUUCCCCCCAAACUCGAACUCCGCAGAAGCAAUUUGCUCGCUGCACACUGUGCAGCUUUUGGUUGACGACUUCUUCACCUAUAUUCACCCAUUGGUACCAGUUCCACAUGAACCUACUUUUCGAGCUGCAUUCGAGCGUCGGGAAGAUAUGACAAGUGGUACAUUUUUAGCCCUCUUAGCGUCUAUGAUUGGGUUUCUUGUUGCGUCUUUCCCCCGACGACCAAAACUGCGCCUCAACACCGAGGCGGAGCGAUCUGCAUUCCCAAAUUCCAUCGCUCUGGUCAAACGGUGCCACGCUGUGGCCAUCCAAGCUCGAGGCACCGGGUACCUCGAUCGUAAUGCAAUGGUAUAUGAUGCGGCCAUCAGUUAUUUCUUAGGUGUUUGUGCUGCCUAUGCUUCCAAUAUGCGUCAAUGUGGUGUGUAUCUGUCCGAAUGCCGCGCUAUGAUCCAGGUGUACGAUCUUUGCCGCUCUCCCAAAAAAGUCCCCUCUAAAAAUGCGCUGGACAUCAUGAGUCCGAUAUCAGCUGCCUCGCCAGUGUCACAUGAACAGUGCUAUCAAAGCCUCACGGAAAGCAACACUGUGGAUCUCAUAACCCAAGAGCUUGCGCGCCGACUGUUCUAUGUCUCGUUGGUCGGCUACCAAUCCCUUUAUCAAUUGGGGUCUGCCGAUGUCAAGAUUUACAUACCACCCGAAACACCAACUGAGCGCUACCCGCCGAUGCCGCUUGAGAUUGACGACGAGUUUCUUUUUCCAAGUUACGUAAACACCCAGCCUGCCGGACGAGUAUCACAGAUCGUAGGCUUCAAUGCCAACGUCCGAAUUUAUAAAUCUUAUAACGCUCUCCUGGCGGGCGAGAUUGCAUUUGGUAGUGGGCGGAUCUUCAACUGGGAACAUCAGCGCUCUACACUUUGGGACUGUUUACAAAAUGCCAAAUCUGCGCUUUUGAAUGUCUCUGUUGAGUUAUCUCUCUUUCAUCCUAAGAAACCUCCGCCUGGGCAUGGCGAAGAUGGCUCGUUAUUCACAUAUGCGGACGAUCAUAUUGAUCAAGAAAAACGAGCUAUUCAGUACGAAAUCCAGAAAGCGAACAUUUACGCCAGUCAGCUGUGUACUCGUUCAUUCCUAGUUGAGAAAUAUUGGAGUCUGUUUGAAUCGUUCACCAAGUACGAAAACCCUGCCAAUCCUACUCCUGGCGAUCAACCUAAGACUGAAAGACUAUCCGAAUCAAACUCUACAAUAACCACAGAUAUGUCGUCGCAAAUUCUAGCCCAUGUACAAACAGACUAUAUUGGUCGUAUGAUGGCCGAAGAGCGAAAGCUGGUAAUCAAAGACCUAUUCGUGCUCCUACAGACCGUCAACGAAGUAAACAUGGAACCAAACGGCGCCAGCAUUACUUCCAAGAUCCGUCUGGUUGCAUCCACUCUGCUCAACUUGCCAUACCUCCCAACACCAUCAUCCAACUCAGUUGAAUUACCACCCUCUCAUUUGACGUCCGAGCCCAUUUCUACAGAUUCAUCCGGUCUGCACGCCCUUACUGCUGCAGAGGCAGAAUCUUACCUUCACGCCUUCAUUGACACGCUUGUCCAUCUCGAAGGCCAUUCUCUCACAAUCACCGAGCCUGGGAGUAUCGCUGAUAGUACAACCUCCGGGAAAUGGCGAGCUACGAGUUAUUUGAGUGACUACGAACGAGAUCAAGAGGAACUUAGCCAGUGGGCUAGCUUGAAAGAAUAUCAGCAGAAAUUCGCUGAAGCAGGUGGCGUGUUGUCUGAACUUUAG